Molecule: messenger RNA, 639 nt
Organism: Microthlaspi erraticum
Lineage: Eukaryota; Viridiplantae; Streptophyta; Magnoliopsida; Brassicales; Brassicaceae
Source: the annotation of a GenBank genome assembly
AUGCCUAGCAGACAUCAGGAAGAAUCAGAAAGUUCAACGCGUUUAAGGGCUAAGGAUCAGAGGGAAAGGAAACUGGCCCCAUCUCAAAAGUCUCCGUUCGUGGGAAACGUUACGGUUAAGGAGCUCAUACGUAACAAGAAGCAGCGCUUAGAGGUCUACAAUCCGUAUCUGCCCGAAGACAAGAAUGUUCGGAAGGAACUAACGGCGUUCCUGAAGUCUACAGCUGGGUAUCCAAAGCUUGACAAGGAUAAGUUUCCCGUGUGGUAUUGGUGGUGGGAACUCAUUACGCAGCCGCAAUGGCUAUCGGACUCGGCUUGUCUCAUCGAUAGUGGUCUUAGUCUGUUUUGGACGGCAAAGUAUGACGAUUUCAAGAAGUCUGAGCCUAAUGUCUUUGGACUUGGGAAGUACCUCCCACCUGACUCACUUGACUACUUCCAAGGCACGAAACCAGAAUUCUGCCAGACGAAUAAACGAUGGUGCAGGGACAUUGACGACCUAUAUCUCCCGUUUAACAUUGGGAAGAACCACUGGGUUGCUCUAUUCAUCUCCUUACCGAAGAGGCACAUCACGAUCUGGGAUAGUUAUCCCUGCCGUAUGGACGAUGAAGAACUGCGACGGAGGUGGAACCCGUGGCUGUGA